AUGGAUAGAGUGCUGAUGCUCAGUCCAUGGACAUUUGACAAGUACCUAGUAGCUCUAUACAAGCUAGAAACUGAUGAACAGAUCCACGACCUCCCUCCUAGGAGAAUGACAAAGGAUGUUGGUGUAUCUAUAGGAAGAACAUUGGUAGAGGUUGAGGAUGUGGAUAUGGGAGAAGAAGGGAAGGCUCUGGGAAGAUGUAUUAGAGUCAGGGUCAAAUUAGAUCUUUCUCAGCCACUGUGUCGUGGAAGAUUGGUGGGUUUUGGGAGCCAAGAAUCCCUUUGGGUUAAUUUCAUGUAUGAAAGGUUGCCCAUUUUCUGUUACUGGUGUGGCAAACUAAAUCAUGAUGACAAGGAUUGUGUUCUUUGGAUCAAUAGUAAAGGAAGCCUGAGAAAAGAGGAUCAGCAGUAUGGUGUAUGGUUGAGAGCAAGCACAAAAAAGCCCUAG
Quercus robur (English oak) is the source of this 444-nucleotide messenger RNA. RefSeq lists its product as uncharacterized. Bases 1 to 444 code for a protein of 147 amino acids. The record is from RefSeq and is a predicted model, not a curated record. The transcript is spliced from 2 exons. Lineage: Eukaryota; Viridiplantae; Streptophyta; Magnoliopsida; Fagales; Fagaceae.